AUGAGUCUUUCAGAAAGAGCAGCAGACAAAAAGACAAAAAAAUUUCGUCCACAUAAACACUUUUUUUUAAUUGGUGAGACGAAGAGAGAGAGAGAAGAGAAGAGAAAGAGUCUCUUCAUCUCUCUCUUCUCCUCUCUUCUCAUCAUCCACACUUUUACCAUGCGCGUGUUAUGCUGUCGAAUACAAAGCACUUUCACUUUUCCCACCGCUUUAAUUCUUCUUUGUUGUUGUCUUCUUCUCUCGCUCUUCUCGCUGCGUGCGAUUUCUCAUCAUCAUCAUCAUCAGUCGGUCGUGAUGAAUACACACGCUGAGAAAGGAAGACAAACACAACGCGAAGGAGAAGAAGAAGGGAGAAGAAACCAAGCGGAAGAAAAAGCGUCGUCGUUUACGUUUAUCACGUCUAAUAAUAAUGAUGUUCCUUUAUUUGUACAAUACGAAGUGUAUCCCAAGUGUGCAGAAGAACAAAUCGAAAGAAACGUCAAACUGUUUCAAAAAGAACCGACAACGUGUCCGGAUGAAAAAUGGUACGACGAGUGGACGCAGGAGAUUAUCAUCGGUAAAAACGAAAAGGAAGACGAUACUAAUUCAUUUGUCGCGAUCGAAGUCGGGUGCAACAAAGGAACGGAUGCGAUUCUUCAGUUGCGAAGGUUUACGAAAGACGCGAGAGCGAGCGUCGCAACGUUUCAAAAGUUGACCAAUUUUCCGGAAUUUUCGUGUUCUUGGGAACAAAAGAAAUGGGACGAAGCGGUGCGAGGAUCGUUCGUAAAAGAUGAUGAUCCUGGACAAAAGAAAGGCAUUAAAUACAGACACUAUUGCAUAGAAGCGAGUUACGAAACAUUUGAGCGAGUUCACGCCGCGGCGGAGAAAAUGAAAUUGGCCGACGUCGGACUGACGGUGCACUACAACGCGGUGUCGUCGAGUUCGUGGCCAAGUACAGUCAAGUUCCCGAAGAUAACCGCCGGUCAGGAGAAUAUUGGAAUUGGCAUGACGGCGAAUCCAAAUUUGAAAACGCAAACGUAUUCCGAAUUUCACCAGACUCCGGUGAUAACCGUGGACGAAUUCGUUAGGAAAGAAAAUAUGCUUGAAGGUCUGGAUGUUGUGAAAAUCGACACGGAAGGUAACGACGCAGCCGUAUUAAUCGGAGCGUCUAAGACUUUGAUGUCUUUGAAGCCUUCCUACGUCCAGUUUGAAAAUCACGGAGUUGGGAAGUGGAAGACAUUCGAUUUAAAGGAUUCAAUAGAUAUGUUAGACGCGAUGGAGUACGAGUGCUUUUGGAGCACAAACAGCGGUAAACUCAUUCAAGUGACAAACUGUUGGCACGAGUCGUACAGUAAAUUUAAAAUUUGGUCGAAUAUCGCGUGUUACCACAGAUCCGAUCGAACUUUGAAACGGAUCAUGGAUAAAUACGUAGUAGUAGCCAAUUAG
Messenger RNA from Bathycoccus prasinos, 1425 nucleotides. RefSeq lists its product with no specific name. The transcript has a single exon. The record is from RefSeq and is a predicted model, not a curated record. NCBI's taxonomy places the organism in Eukaryota, Viridiplantae, Chlorophyta, Mamiellophyceae, Mamiellales, Bathycoccaceae. Bases 1 to 1425 code for a protein of 474 amino acids.